AUGGCAUCUCGCGCCAUCAUCCCCCGCUUUCUCCUCCCUCUUCAGGGUCCUCUGUGGCGUGGUAUCAGCAUCCCGCUCUCACAGAACAGCAUCCGAAUUCGCUUCGCCUCUUCAUCCUCAAAGGGAAAGCCUAUUGUUCUCGAGAAGCCCGCUCGUUUCAACCCUCCUUCUCAUGGCUCCCGCCUCAAGAAGAACCAUGUGCCUAAACAUUACGGCCCUGAGCUCACCGCUUCCGAGGUCGCUGCUCAGAACAAGAAGCACUAUCCCGGUAUGAUGGCUCCCGAGGGGACAUGGGAGCACUUUUUCUGGCACAGUAGGCUUUUGCAUACUUUUAUCACCAUGGGAACUCUUUUCGCCCUUGGUGUUUUCACCUUUUUCAUGAACUACGCCUACAACUCGCCAUACAAGGAGCUCGUCCCUCCCAUUUCAGACCUCUGGACGCACCCUCUUCACUUCUUCGUCGCCUGGAAGAAUGUUAUUGUCCUGCACGAGAAGGACAAGGCCGAGAAAGCUAGGGACCACCGAACGGACCAUCUCGACGAUGUAGCUAAGCGCCGACUUUUCAUGAAGAUGCACGGAAUCGAGGCCAAGGACCCUGUGACUGUUGUGUUUGGCAAGGGUGAGGAGGAUCCCAAGCCUGAGCAAGCUGCUGUGGAGGACGAGCUAGUGCAAAAGGUCGAGGUGCAAGAGAAGGUUGAAGAGCCCAAGAAGAAGUGGUUUGGUGUCUUCUAA
Fusarium musae is the source of this 732-nucleotide messenger RNA. RefSeq lists its product as uncharacterized. The transcript has 2 exons. The record is from RefSeq and is a predicted model, not a curated record. The coding region runs from base 1 to 732 and encodes 243 amino acids. Lineage: Eukaryota; Fungi; Ascomycota; Sordariomycetes; Hypocreales; Nectriaceae.